Messenger RNA from Prorocentrum cordatum, 336 nucleotides. Lineage: Eukaryota; Dinophyceae; Prorocentrales; Prorocentraceae. The record is from the annotation of a GenBank genome assembly.
AUGUCCCGCGCGGAGACGGUGAAGGCAUCGCCUUCCGACACCGACGGGGAGACGGAGAAAGCGCCGUCCCUGGCCUCGGGGUUGCGGCGGGGCCGCAUGCUGCACGGCCUCGAGGUCGCCCUCGUGGUGGUUGGCCAGUGGGCUGGCUAUCUGGUGAAACCUUUCAAUAAGAAGGAUGGUUCCAGCUUCACGUGCGGUCUCUGCGCCCACGAGAGCACGGACCCGAGCCCGUAUCCCCAGGCGAGUAACGAGGACGAGUUCGGCGGAUACUGGCCGUGGAAGUACCGCACCGACCAUGGCAGCAUGAUCCGCCAGGCCACGGGCUAUUUGUGCCUG